Molecule: messenger RNA, 711 nt
Organism: Cylindrotheca closterium
Lineage: Eukaryota; Bacillariophyta; Bacillariophyceae; Bacillariales; Bacillariaceae
Source: the annotation of a GenBank genome assembly
AUGAAUCGUAGUUUGUCCCUCUUUGUGCUUCCUUUGGUGGUCUCUGCGUUCCAGAGUCCUGCAAGCCAAGCUUAUUCCUGCCAAUCGCCCCUUUCUGCAAUCAAAGAGUCGACCUUUGGCAUGGGAUGCUUUUGGGAGCCCAGUGAAGAACUACUCAAAGUUGACGGCGUCGUUGAUACCAUUGCUGGAUAUACUGGGAAUCCAUCGGCCACAGAAGCUCCAACGUACGAUACAGUUUGUUUUGGUCGGCAGUGGGUGGAAGGUGUCAGGGUGAAGUAUGACGACGAAAAAAUAUCCUAUGAGCAACUGUUGGAAACCUUUUUCCAAACACAAAAGCCAAAACUGGGUUCCCGACAAUAUGCUUCCAUUAUAUUUCCACACGACAAGGAACAGGAGAAAAUCGCUAGCGCAUGGAAGAGUAAAAAUGCAAAUAUUCAACGAGAGGACGGUUUCCUUCCAGAAUGGACCGAAAUUGAACCCCAGUCCAAAUUCUAUCAAGCUGAAGGUUACCACCAACGGUAUUGGCAAAAGCAACGGCCUCGCUUUGCCCUCAUUUUCGGCUUGUUGGCCAUCGCCACGGGUGCCCUGAACAAUUUUGUGCCUGACGUGUAUCAUCAAUCCAUGGUGAACUUUGCCAAUGCAUCGGUUCUCGCCAUUGGCUUGGUUCAAAUAUUGGAGCGCGUUUUGGAUGCCAAGGUGGUAGAAUUAUAA